AUGACACCGAAGCGAAAGCGACGCGGUCGCAGCGAGUCACGGGCAAGGAGCAAAGCCAAUGGCCAGUCAAAAGCCGAGCAUCUGCAGCUGCUGGAGGAGCUCGAGUUGGCGGACAGUUGCUGUGAGAUCUGCCACUGCGACUGCUACAGUUCCCACAGCAGCAGUUCGGUGAGCGGGCGAGCGGGCAUUCAGCGGGAGGAGAGUCUGAAGGAACUGCUGCAGCUGGACAAGGAUAUCCAGGUCCUGGAGCAGCUACAGUGCCGGGAGAGUGCCAAGGUGAGAAGGAGCAGCAGUAGUCGCCAGCGCCAAAGAAGUGCUUCCCGAUCGCCCACGGAGGGGAAGUCUGGUCAGAGCAGGCGGGGAUCGGCUGACUGCCAGAAAAGGGACUCCACCUCUGGCAGAAGCAGGCGGUCGAAAAGCGCGGGCAGCCACAGAAGCGAGUCCAGGGAGCGGGAGCAGCCCCAUAAAGUGGAGUCCAAGCCUCCGGCACGACAACGACGCGGUGCUCAAAGGGAUUGCACAAUGCUUAAACAAUUUCUAGGUCCUCUAAACGACGCUCCCGCCCUGUCCAUCACUGGAAGGGCAAAGUCAAAGUCGCAGGACAAUAUGGCCCUGGUGCCCUUGGGCUCGCAGCAAGCCAAGAAGAGUUCGCUCUGCGCCUCAAUGGCCAACUUGUGCCUGGCCCCGACGGUGCGUGCUGCCUUUCAACAGGUGCCGAGUCAUGAUCAGAAGAUACUCAAUCGGAUGGCGGGAAAGCGUAGCCAGCAGGCCGCCGACAAGGAGACUGCUUGGCUGGCGCGGAAGUACUGGGAGAACGAGCGGCUGGAGCGACAGUUACUGCGCGUGGAGCAACUGGAGGCAUAUAAGCAGGCGGUGCACGAUAAGCAGUUCCAGGACUAUCUUCUAACCAAGGCACGGCUCCAGGCCCUGGCAGAGCGCGAUCUGGCCGAGCUACGGCGCCUACGCGGAGCACUGGACGCCAAGGAUGCGGCGGCGAAGCAGCGACUGGAGGCCAGGCGGCUGGAGCGUGACCUGAACCUCUGCCAGCGGCGUUGCGAGGAGCUGCGGCGCAGUGAGGCGGUAACGGUGCAGCAGGAGGAGCAGCACCUGGACGAGACGCUGCGCAAGCGCGACAUCUGCAUGCGGCUCACCCAGCGGCUGCGGCGGGCCGGUGAGCUGCGCGGCCAGCUGCUGGAGGCGUACCUGAAGCGGCUGCAGCACGACAACUACGUGGAGCAGGCCCAGCACGAGGAGCACUGGCGGGAGCGACAGCAGGAGGAGCGGGUGAGGAGGGACCAGCUCCGCGAGGACAUACAGCGCAAGCGUCAUCAAUCGCAGCGCUUCGUCGAGUGUCGCCAGCGGCGUCACGAAGAUCGCUUCCGCACCGCCAAGAUAUCGGCAAGUCUGCGGGAGUUGGUCCGUCAGUCGGUCACUCCGGAAGGUGGUGGCAUCGGUGGCUCUGUCGGCCAUGAUCCCCCCGUCCUUAACUCGUAUGCCCAGCAGCAAGUGCAACUGGGACGUCUUCUUUUCGAUCGGGACUCCGCAAGGGAUUGA
Messenger RNA from Drosophila serrata, 1554 nucleotides. RefSeq lists its product as uncharacterized. NCBI's taxonomy places the organism in Eukaryota, Metazoa, Arthropoda, Insecta, Diptera, Drosophilidae. The record is from RefSeq and is a predicted model, not a curated record.